ACCCAGUCCAUCGGCGUUUGACGACUGAACGGCGUCGCAGCCAAAACGCUAGCGUUCGAUUCUGUUACUAGUUUACCAUGGUUCUCUUAUCAUAAUCCAUCAUCAUAGUGCUGCGCGCCGGCGCAGUGCCGGCUGGUCCUGAAAUUCCUUUUGGGGGCGGGGCCCCUCGCCGCGCUGAAGCUCGCAGGCUUCGCUUAAUGAAGUAAGCGCACGAACAGCUUGCUCUGCAAUGCAAAUGGACGCCGCCGAGCGGUCGCCAAAGCGCGCUAAGCCCUCGGACCCUGAGGGCCCUUGCGACAGCGCCCGAGUGCCUGCGCCGUCUCACGGACCAACACCGGGCGCGUUGUGCCGACUAGGGGGCUUGGGGUCAGGGCCCGCCUCCUUGUCAAGAAGCUGCAAGCUAACGGCGGCAGCUUCGCCCGGGCGGCAGCCGCACACGGCCGACGAACAGCCCACCGCAGCUGCCGCCCAGCCGGCUGACCCGCCCACCGCGCAUGAUGCCGGCAGCGGCCGCCUCGCGGCACACCCGCACCCCGGCGGCGCAUCUGCAACACCCGGGGAUCCGGCCGCCCAUUCCGCAGCUGGCGAGGAUCAGGCGGAGCAGCCGGGCGCUGACACCUGGGGUGAAGGGGGCUCGGGGCGGACAUCCAGCAUUGACACGGUGGGCUCAAGCGCUGAUGAUGCCGAUGAUGAUGACGAUGACGACAGCAUCAGCGGCAGCCGCGGCGGGCCCGGGGCCGGAGCCGCCAGCAAUUUGGGCGAUGCCCUCGAUGCCACCCGCGGCAUCCCGGCCCGCUCAGGCCACGAGCCUGGCAACGAUGGCGCUGCCGGCGGUGCCGGCGCCAACAGUGGGGCUGGCGGCGGCGGCGCUGGCGCCAGCGCCGGGGCAGCAGGCGCAACUGGUGCUAAUACAGUUGCAGUGCAGCACCCCGGGCCGCUGGCGGCCUGCGCCCGGCUGCGUGUGAUGCUGAUGAACGCGACGGCUGCGGCCGCCAUCGCGACCGGCGCCCGCCAGCUCGCAAAGAGCGCCAAGGCCGGCAAGACCGGCAAGGCCGGCGUCACGCCGACGCCGGAGCUGGCGGCGGCGCUGGCCGCCUGCUACCUGCCCGAGCUGGACUGGGAGGCCAGCCCGGACUCGGGUGUUUACACGGUGUUCCGGCACAGCCACACACACCGCAACUCGCUACGGAUGGGCGUGGCGGCGGCGCACGUGCUGUUUCCAGACACGCUGCUGGAGGCGGCGUGUCGGCCGGCGGGCGUCACGGUGUACUUUUACUACCAGCGACCUCCGACCGCCUCGAAAGAAACCAAGGACGCCCAGCGACCGCAGCAGCCCAGUUCCGAACACACGGCGGACCAGCCCCAGACGGCUUCCUGCCCGGACCAGGAGCCAGAUCCGGAGGCCGAGCCGACAUUGGUCAUUCGCGACGGACUGCUUCGUCUUACCACCCGCAGCGACUAUACGCCUAAAUACGGCACUCCUCCCGCCGCCGACGCCGAUCCUUCCGCCGCUGCCACCAGCGACGCCACCCGCUUGCUCGCCGACCUAAAGGCCCAGCCCAGGGCGCGCGCCUGGCUGCGACUGCCCCGCGACAGCGAGUCGCCGUGCAUGGACCGGCCCAUCGUGUUCGUGGUGCGGCCCGACGGCGUGCCGGUCAUGCGCGCCGCCACCUACCGAGAGGCCGCCGCCGCCAAGUUGCCGCCGCCGCCGCUGGCGCCCAUGGCGCCGCCGGUGCAGGACGCGGCGCGCACCCUGGCGGCGGAGAAGUGGCGGGAGCGGCUGGACCGGCUGGCCGCUUACAACAAGCUGCUGCAGAUGCCGACGUGGCAGGCCGGCGCCGGCGCCGGCGCCGGCGCAAGCGCCGCAGGCACGGCGGCGGUUGCGUCGACAGUGAUCAAAGGAGCGGAGGGAGCGGAGGGACCGGAGGAGGUGGUGGCGGAGCUGGGGCCAGAGCCGGGGUUCGGACCGGCGCAUGGGUCGAGCCAGGGUGCAGGCAAGAGUCUGUCGCGGCAGUUGAUGAGGUCGGUGCACGACACGGCCCGGCGCAAGGGGCUGGUGUUUCGGAAGCUGUCGUGGAGCGACAUCCGCAGCCCCACCCGCUUGGCGCUGGGCGUGAGGUUGAGCCCCGUGCUGCUGGACCUGCCGCGGGUGGCGGCGCGGUGGCGGCACCACAUGGAGGAGCACGCGCGCCGGUGGCCGCACGCGCGGUGUUGGAUGGGGGGGCACGCGCUCUGCGCCGUGCAGGAGGUGGUGGCGCGGGUGCGGGGCGGCGCCGCCGGCCCGGGCACCGGGGCAAGCGCGGUUGGCGCGGGCGCGGCAGACGGACUGCUGCCGUCAGCGCUCCACACGGCAGCCGCAUCAGGCGGCGGGCUAGGGGGCGGCAGUGGUGGCGAUGGAGGCGGCGAUGGGGGCGGCGCCGGCGGGAGCAGCAGCAGCACGGGCGGCAGCUCCACGAACCACAUGCACCUCCGGCCCCUGGGGCGGCUGGUGCUGCACACUGAGGACGGAGGCCAGUUCCAGGUGUCUCUGGAGGUGGGGUGGCGCGCGGGCGUGUCCGGUCCCACCACAGUGCUGGCCGGCCCCAGCCUGCGCGACCUGCAGCUGCGUCUGCGCGCCUUCAGCGGCGACACACUCGUGUUCAGGCGCCUCUUCACACUGCCGACUGGUGCUGCGGGCGCCGCAGGCGUUGCGGGCUCCGCGAAUGCGGGCGCGGGCGCGGGCGUGGCUGCGGCUGUGGGCGUGGGUGCGGGGGGCUCGGUGGCGGAGACGAGCCAGCCGCAGCAGCAGCAGCUAGAGGCGCCGGGGCCGGGCGCGAUGGUGCUGUAUACGGAGCCAGGCUCGGCCGAUGCCCUCGGGAUGGCAAGAGCCAACGUCGGCGGCGUUGGCGGCGGCGGUGCUGACGAGCUUAGCUACGUGGAUGAGGUGGUGGGCGAGUUCAUGGUCACCAUAGACCGGGCGGAGUCUGCGGCCGGGGCUGCGGCCGGGGCUGCGGACAAAGGAAAAGGCAAAGCGGAGGGCGCGGCGGCCUGCGCAGCAGCGACGGACGGGGGUGGGCAGGGCGCGGUGGCAAGGGCGGCGACGGCGGCGGCGGCGGCGACCGAGGCGGCGCAUGCCGGGGAGCAGCCAGGCCCGGCCGGCGCGGCGCUGGGUGCAGAUGCGGCGGGCGCAGCAGGCACGCCGGGCGGCGCGGCAGCGGUGGCGGCGGGUGGCGUGGGAGGUGGUGGGAGCGCGGCCGCUGGCGCCUCAAGGGCCGGUCCGUCCAUGUCCAAGGCGAGUCUGGCGCGUAAGCGGUUGGCGUUAGUGAUGGUCGAGGGCGCGGGCGGGGGCGCCGCUGCCCCGCCAGUGCGCAAGACGAAGCAGCAGGUGGCGAAGGGGAAAGCGGCGGCGGGAGCACGCGGCGGCCCCGCGCCGCCGCCGCUGCCUUCCGCUGCCGCGGGCCGGGACGCGGAGGCUGAGGCGAAGCGGAAACGGGAGCAGAUGGCAUUGCUGCUGCGGCAGGUGCUGGGGUGAGGGCGUGGGUUGCAGGUGCUGGUGUGAGGAGGUCUGCAAAUUCUUGGCCUGUGUAAGUUUUGAUGGGGCAUCCGAGCUGGGCGGCUGCGAAGCCAGUGACUGGCACGUUGCAGUGCUGCCGUGUUGCAGUGCUGCUGGUCCCUCCCGGGUGACGGCGCCGCUAUGCCCAUGUCCGCUGUAGUGCACCAGGGUAGAUAUGUGGAUCAGACAGGGAGCGUUUGCAGAGUGGUAGGACUAGCCGAUUAGGAGUGCUGGACUGAACUGGCUUGGGCAGCUAUGCGGUAGUACAGUAUAUCGGGCCUGGUAUGAAUGCCGCAAACUGCUACCUAGUAUAAUAACAUCAACAAACUCCUCGCAGGGGUUGCGUGAGGACGGCCGACGGCGUUCUAUUAUAGCAUGGCGUGUUGUGCUGACUGCUGCAGUGGUGCGGGUCUCACAUGAGUCCCGCAGUGUCGACGUGCUGCGCGGUGUGCUGCGGGGUACGUGUGUAUCACGGUAGACUGGCGGGCAGCUGAUAAGCCAUGGGUCCACAUCUCCCGGCAUAUUGCAGAAUUCGGCCACAGUAAGUGGAAUGCAAAUGAAUUGCGGGGCGCACGCUUUUCGACCCCCUCGGGCAUUUGGACAAUUGACUGGCGACUGUGGCGACUCGUUGCGAGGUAAAGAGCCCGAGGCGCAGA
Chlamydomonas reinhardtii is the source of this 4188-nucleotide messenger RNA. RefSeq lists its product as uncharacterized. The transcript has 4 exons. NCBI's taxonomy places the organism in Eukaryota, Viridiplantae, Chlorophyta, Chlorophyceae, Chlamydomonadales, Chlamydomonadaceae. The record is from RefSeq and is a predicted model, not a curated record. Bases 236 to 3511 code for a protein of 1091 amino acids.